Messenger RNA from Melanaphis sacchari, 472 nucleotides. RefSeq lists its product as uncharacterized. The transcript is spliced from 5 exons. Gene Ontology annotation, biological process: 2-oxoglutarate metabolic process. NCBI's taxonomy places the organism in Eukaryota, Metazoa, Arthropoda, Insecta, Hemiptera, Aphididae. Bases 169 to 399 code for a protein of 76 amino acids. The record is from RefSeq and is a predicted model, not a curated record.
AUUUCUUAGUUUUUAUUUUUUCUAAUAUUCUGAAUUCUGAUAUUCUGUAAUUCUACUGUAGACGUUGGUUGUGUUUAUCCUAUAUUGGUAGAGUCAAGUAUAUAGAUUCAAAACGUUUUUUGACUCCAUCUUUUCCUGCAGGCUGCUAAUAAAUAAACUUUAUCAGUCAUGAACACUAAAAUGAUUGUACGGUUUUAUCAAACUGUAAAACCUCAUCAGCCAUUAAUCCAGUUUCGACAUGGUGUUCCAGAGAUAAAUAAAUCUAAGUCAACCCCGUCGUCACCUUCUGCAAUUGGUGUAGUUCAAACAAUAGAAGACUAUCAAAUACCUACAAAAUUUAAAAGAGUAAUGAUGGAGGAUGCUGAAAUAAAUGCUAUUAACAGUGGUGGAGCUGAAUGAAGAUUUUGAUUAUGUUUUAACUCAUAUUUAGAUUAAAUAUUUAGUAAAAAUAUAAAAACAUAAUAAUUCAAUA